CGAACUUUUUUGCGAAUCAAAACAUUACAUUUUAAUGACCGCAAUAUAAUAUAUUAAAGUUAUAUAAAACGUUUGCUAUUCAAUUCUUUCUUUUAUUAAAUAAUAUAAUGGAAUUAGAUUUAUUUAAAUCUUUACCCGCUGAAUUCGCUGUUCGGUACAAACCAAAAGCUGGUACUAAUUACAUUUUCUCGUGGACUAAUGACAAGGAUAAAGAAAAUUGGCGUGCAGAUGGUUACAGGUGGAGGCAAGGGGGUUCAAAGACAAUUAAUGGAAUUAAAAGGAAGUAUUUUAGAAUUCUUGUUGCACAAGACACAGUAAGUGAUGUGUUUGUACGUAGAACACACUAUCAUGCUGAUUAUGCUAGUUCAGUUCUGAUAUCAUACAUAGGUGAUGAAGCUAAGGCUGUGCAGUUUCCUCAUGGAAAUGCUACUAGAUGUAAUAGAGAUUUUAUCAGGACACAGCCAGGUGUUAUAAACCAAAUUAAGGAAAGUACAGGUUCUGUCCAAAAAGUAUACAAAGACAUAAUAUUAUCAAAUACAGCUGAUAUAAAUAUAACAGCAGUUCCACGUAACAUGGAACAAGUCAGUAAUACUUUAAAAUCAACACGCAAUCAGCAGCGUUUAUCUAGAGAUAGUUUAUACAAUCUUCAUGAAUUAGCGUAUGAUACAAAUUUUAUUCAUAGUAUAAUAACAUUUCCUGAUUUGGUGGUAGUUAUGUACUCAGAUGAAACACUGCAAAUUUUUCAGCAAGUACUGAAAUUGUCUCAACUACCUUAGCAACUAUCAUAUGAUACAACUUUUUCUUUAGGCGACUUCUAUCUUUCUGUUUUGCUAUUUAGAGAAACUGAGUUUGACCCAAGUCCAAUCA
Hydra vulgaris (swiftwater hydra) is the source of this 867-nucleotide messenger RNA. RefSeq lists its product as uncharacterized. The record is from RefSeq and is a predicted model, not a curated record. Gene Ontology annotation, molecular function: zinc ion binding. NCBI's taxonomy places the organism in Eukaryota, Metazoa, Cnidaria, Hydrozoa, Anthoathecata, Hydridae.